This is a messenger RNA of Malassezia globosa CBS 7966, 654 nucleotides long. RefSeq lists its product as uncharacterized. NCBI's taxonomy places the organism in Eukaryota, Fungi, Basidiomycota, Malasseziomycetes, Malasseziales, Malasseziaceae. Bases 1 to 654 code for a protein of 217 amino acids. The record is from RefSeq and is a predicted model, not a curated record. The transcript has a single exon.
AUGAGGAUGCAACUUGGGAGUGUAAUGGCUGUAGCAGCCUUGAGUGGACUUGUUUAUGGUGCACCUGCGCAGAAUGGAAGGUGUCAUCCUGUGGCAAAGCCCGGCCCGCUGGUAGGCCUGGGCGACUAUGAAGAUACAUCCGUCCAGCAACUCUCGUUUGGCGCUGCUAAAGGUUACAAGGGACAUGUACUUGUAGCUUCGGAUGAUGCGGGAGAGGCCCUCCAAUUCUAUGAGUGUGAGCCACCGUCAGACAAGUAUGAGGGCUCGAAUGAUUAUUGGUACUAUGGUCAAGUGCGCUCCAAGAACGACCCAAGUCUGUGCUUGACGCCUGGCACCGUAAAUCGUCCCAUUAAGGGAUCUAAGCACAAGUGGGAGGCUUAUCCAGAAGAUGGGGAGAAGGCCGUGCGGAUGGAACCAUGCGCACAGGAAGCGUCACUCACUAUGCGAAAGCAAUGGUUCCGUAUUCCUAGGACAGGACCUAAAGGUUGCUCGCGCGAGUUGGACCAGGCUGGCUGGAAAGGUGACGAACUCUCGUUGCGACUUGAGUAUGAUGGUGGUUCGCCUGUCACAUUUGGCGUGACGACUAGGGACUACGCGAGGAUUCUCAUGCUAAACUCAGGCAAAGCCGAGCAUAGGUGCAUCAAUGCAUUCUAA